AAGACGAGAACAAUAGGUAAACUUCGGGGCUUUGUUGUUGGUGGUAAUAAAAUUUCUGCCCCGAUUUGUUCUUUUUUGAGGAAGAAAACGUAUAUAGCAAAGAUUUGGGGGAGUAUGUUAUCUGUGGUCAACUCUACGGUGUUCUCAAAAGGAAGACAUUAGACGAGAUAUCACAGCAAACAGGCUCGUAAGUCAUGGUGCUUUCUUUGUUAUUUAGUCUCAGACUAUAAAAUGAAGUGAAUAUAACUGAUCAUUUUAAUUUUUGUACCAUUUACUUUGUAGCAUUCAAGUUCCUUGCGACUUGAGCCAAAGGUUUUCAUUCAUUAGUCUUAAGUGCCAAUUUAUCACAUGAACUUACGUAUAUAUUGUCUUGUCUGAACUCUUACUUUUAUAAACUAUUUUUCUCGGGUAAAUCUGCGUUUGUUAUAAUAAACUCUGUCAUUAAUAACGACCACGUAUUUUUUUUGUUAUUGACAAUCGUUAAAUUUAUUCGUCUUUAAUUAGCUAUCCUAGUUUAAACCACACGGAGUUACACCUAUUUAAAUAGGUUAUGCUUAUUUUUUGUUUGACAGUUUUUCGCACUUAUCCUAAGUACCGCGCAGAAUUAUCGCUCUUGUAGAAAUUGAAUUAGAUGUGUUGACCUUCCCGUGCAAAACACCCGCACGCCACCCGUACCAGGUCGUACAGGAAAAUACACUUUGAGUUUCCAUGGCAACUGUCUCCACAGCGCCUCGGCUGGUAGGGCUAAGACGAACAAAACAGAAAAAUAAAUUGGAACGUUUUCUGCGAGAAUUCAGACAAUGAAGUUUAUAUUCCAAAAAAGUGUUUCUGUCUUGCUCUUGUCGUUGCAGGCGUUUAAGGCUUAUACGGUUCAUGCCCUAUAUUUCAGUUUGCGGAAAUUCUCUCAGUCCGUCAAAAUAAGGCUUUAAGAAAUGAAGGCUAAUUCGGACCAAAGGUGUUUAACUAGUUGGAAUCUUCAAUUCUUGGAAUGACAAGACUGAAACAUACAAAACUUAAUUCAGAAAACGCUGUAAUAAGAACGCGUAACUCGGGCUUUGCUAACGGUCAAAUCAAGUAUCAAAACCGCUUCCUACUGAUAUUAUAUAGCCAAUACGUAAGUUCUGUCUGGUGAUUUCUAGAGGUAUUUAUCGCUGUAAAGACGAUAAUAACCUCUUCUCGUUAACUACGAGCUAAUUAGCCAAUCAGUAUGUAGGAAUCACAGAAUAGAACACAAGAAGAAUUUCACUAACAAGUAGUCUGUUAGACCAUUUUUUCUUAGAAUUGAGCGAGUAAAACACGCGAGUGCGCGGAAAUCACCUCUCGUGGGGAGAUCGGUCUCGAAUGCUUUAGAGCGAAAAGAUCGAUACGUUGUCUGAUAGGUAGUACGCACCGCGCACUGACAGUCGUCAAGCCUCACUUGAUUUUACUCAGUCUUUGCUAACAUGCAGGCAUCGCCCUUUUUAAAGUUUAAAAUAGCUAAGAGAAAAAAUUGUGAAAGCUCCGUAUAAAAGUGUUAUUAAGUAAAAUUUUUCAAACUGGCGCGCUUGAAAUUUAAUCCACAGUAAACGAUUUUGACUUGACCCGUAGAAAAAGCCAGAUUCAUUUUGAUGGCAAAAACCAGAAAAUAAAAUUAAGGUAAAGAACUUGAAAAGUUCCAUACAAAUCCCUGGAGACCACAGCUGAAUGUGUUCUAGUUUGAAAGUUUUUGACAAAGCAGUUUGUGUGAUAUGUAUCGACUAAUGUUGCGGUUUAGUUAGUUUAGUUCGAGUAGAAACCAAGACACGUACUUUCACAUCAUUUAUCAGUGCUAAUUUCAAAAAAUCAAUGACAACAUUGAAGUCAUGCUUAUUAGAUCUCCAUUUAAACAUUUUUUGAUCCAAAACUAACCAAAUGGCACCUCUUGUCAGCAAAAAUGGCACCUUCAACAAUUAGAUGUUUAUAAGAUUUGAAGUUUGUCUGUCUCGCAUCAGUUGAGUAAGGGUAAAGACCGAAAUAAAAAUGAUGUGCUUUACUGAAACUUCAAUGUUAUGGGAAAUAUAACACGAUUCUAUGUCAUAUCUCCAGCUAUUUUGUGGAAAGUACUUUAGGCCUUAGUGUACUCAAGAGGACACACGAGUUAAUCCAAAGUCGGUUUCGAACCUUAAUAUUACAGAUGUAGAAAAUGAUAUAUUUGAUUGAAAUUUGAGGAGAUUCUUGUGGCGAUGUUUACAAAUUAGAAGUCUAAAAACCUAAACCUCGUCAAAACAAACAAACAGGAACACACAGAGAAGAAAAACAAGAAAUCAUCCUCAGAUUCAUAUUCAUGGGAUUAUAAGUAAUCGGAUGAAAUUCAGGCUACAUUAUUGAACGAGAAAACGAUAAUAACAUAACGUUUUCUAUCCAGCCUAAUUUGAAAGAGUUAACCAAAAUUCAGUGAAGUACUUCCUCCUUUCCAGUUGACAAUUUGUCGCUGAAUUUAUUUAUUCCUUUAGGCUACAAUAGUUAGGAAUGAUUGUUGUCAAUAACGUUAGAACUUUGGGUUGGUACCCUAACUUUUAAGUUGGACUAUCGCUGUGUAAUUUUCCCAGCCGACGGAGUAGGACAGCAAUUGUGAUUUUCGUCCAGAGUUGAAAUUAUUCUAAUAAUUUUUUUUUUAAGUUUCGAAUCACUUUGCCUAUAACAUUUUCGAGUGGCUCAGUAAGUAUAAAUUUUGGAAGCAGUGCUAAGUAUUUAGUAAUGUUUCAUUAUGUGUUUUCAAACUUCCAAAUUAACCAAGUACCUAGACUGUAGAACCCUUGAUUACUGCAGGGCUUUUAUUUUCGGGAUGAAAACUUACUAUUUUUAUUUUUGAAUAUCAGUUGAAUCUUGAGAUUCUUGAACAGCAAUAAAGACAGGUUGUUUGACUUUUGAAAAUAAGCGGUUUAUAGCAUAAAAGCUUCAGGGAGGUUUGUGUUUACAUUGUCCCCAUCGGGGGUGUGAACCUAAUGAAAAGGAGCAAAGAACCGGAGGAAAAAGAAAACAGUUGCUGAAAUACAGGAGUAAAAUUAAGAUCCUUGUAGGUACUCAGUGAUUUUUGCACGCUCUAUGAAUAGUAAAAAGCUCGCGUGAUUGUAUCUUUUACAAAAAAGUACUUUGAUUAUACUCUUUUUGAUUGAUAUUACUACAAUUAUUUUUUAUUUUCAAAUUUUCUGCCAUAUUUCUAACCUCGCUGUUUAAGAAAACUGAAAAUUUUCUCCUUCGAUUUUCAAGGUUCUCUUAGGUUAACACCAAUGUGUUGCAUGACACCCGAAGAUUAUUGAGUAACAUUACGUCAGAACACUUUCAUUUUCCAAGACACAACAGAAGAAAAAGGCAUUAUUUUCCACAUAAAAAAAUUGUUAAGAAAUUCUAAUGGGAGUCAAAACAUAAAAUGCUGCCCCUAUAAGUCGAAAAUCAAAACCAUGAAAACAUACUCAGUGAUUAUUUUUUUCUCAAGAGGGCGUGAAUGAAGAAACUCAAGAGCUUAUUUGCUCUCUUUUCCACACUCCGACAACCUGUUCGCGCGCUUAAACUCGAGUGCUGAUUGGCAGAGUAGUGUUCAGGGUCAACUGAUUACGUCAUCGCAUCUUAAUGUUGUGUAUCAAGUGUCUUAGUCUUCACGAGCCGGUGAUGCCACGUUAAGCGCGAUAACACUGACGCUAAAUAACGCAGGCUCAGGUUCGGUGCCCCUCGCCCAAUCAACCAGUCAAACCUCUCAUAUUGGGAGCCAAUUCGCGAACUCAGUUUCAGAGCAAAAAGCGCCGGAAGCUUUGUAGGUGGCAGCCAUACUUUUUUUGUAGAACGGGCUGAUAACUUCAGGUUGGUGUUGUAACUACGCAGUGUUUUUAAAACUACACUGAGAGGGAACUGUGUAAUAUAUUUGCGGAUCAAGUGGUUCAAGAUAUCGGUGGGAAAUGCCUUGGCUAGCGUGAGGUCAUUUGUCGUGGUCACUACAUUCUGGAAUCGGCAAAAGCGAACAGGAUCUUUAUAUCAAUUCGAUAACGGACUUAUUCAUCAAGGGGUUGUUUCGGGAACCCAAAGCUCAAGUCUCCAAAAGAGGAGCUUCAUUGUUUCCUUUGCACCCGGAAGUGAUUGAUAUCACCUUUGAAGGACCUUUUCUGGAGGCAUUACGGUGAUAUAUCUUGCUUGUGCAAGACGUCUCCCACCGAUAUCAAGUUAAGUCCACUGGAUAGCACUAUCAUAUCAGUUAUCGAAGGUAUUUUAUGGUCAAGUAAGGUAAGCAUUUUGUUAUAUAAAGUGUGAAACGUUCGAGGGAUUUAAUCGAAAGACUCGAACGUGUGUUUGUGUACCUUCUGUUCGAGUCAGACUCUGUAAUGAAGCUUGAUCUGACGAACUACGCAAAUUAGACAUCUGACGCUCCCGUUUUAAUUUAUAGUAGCAAAUUUAUUUUAGAUCUGCUCUUUUGGCCGUGUUCCUUUAAAUGGUGCUUGAAUGCAGAACUAAAAAAAAGAAGAAUCGCGUUACAAACACCCAAAAAACAAACAGCACGGUAGGAAGGCAAUUCAAUACCACCCUUUUGUGGAUGGUCACUCCUGAGAAACAAUCCAGCAACUUAGAAGUAAUGAUACCACGCUGAAAGAGCAAAUUGUUAUCAUAAAGCAAUAGUAAUAGAAAAGAUUUUUACUUUUUCUAGUAACAUGAGUCUUUUUAGGUCACUUUGGUGCCAAGGUUACAACAAGAUAGAAUUCUUGUCUUAUUCUUGGGUGACGGAAAGUUGACUAAGGGGCGUAAGGCGAUGAAACGAUUGUUAGCCUUUAUGAGCAACUUCGGGUACUUUUAUUUGCAAGGGAAAAAAGCCCGCGAAAAAUUACAAAUCCAAAAGACCCUCGUUAGCUAAAGAUCUAAAAAUUACAAACCAGAACAGAAAAUGUCACAACAGGCGGCUGUAAUUGGCCGAAAGAUUUUUAAACACCUGUAGAGCGGACCAGUUGAAUGAGUGCUGUCCCCCUAAUCCAACACUACGUUAUCCUCAAAUAGUUAAGUCAUUAGACAAAGAUAAUUAACUAUUCAUUCACCAGUUGCCUAAUAUAUAAACAAUUUACUGGUGGAAUGAAGUCACGGUAGCCUGGCUAGAAACCAAACUCCCCAACCCCCUUCCUAUGUUGGCUUGACGGAAGGGUCAGUUUCAUUUUUGGAAAAAUAGUGUUUUCUGUUUAUUUUCCUAGGUCAUGAGGAUCGCUUCCUUGGCGGUACUAGUCGCCGUAGGCCUAGUACAUUUUCAGUUAUCGGUAAGUACUGAUUUAUAAACGAAUCACUGAGUUUAGUUUACUGGGCGUGUUGUCUUAGUCGAUCGAACGUUUGAUCAAUGGAACGAUUGAUCGAACGGUUGGUGGCUAAUCAAAGAACCGUAUCAUUUUGGAUGAGUAACUCCAGGCUUUAAAACAUAUACCGACGACUUAAAUGUAUAUACGCAAACGGCACAACUGAGUACUUUUUGUAUUACCAUAGUCUCUUCGUAAAUUAAAAUUGCUGUGCACAGUCCAUUAUGGUUUAUCGUUUUUAUUUUUUACUAUGAUGUUUUGCUUAACACACAAAGACAUAUGACACAUGUAGUUUCAGAUUAUUGGCAUCACAGAUUUUAUCAAAGAUCAACAAACUACAUCGAUCGAGGGAUGUGAAACUUCUUGAUAUCUCUGUUUCCAAAUGGUUCUUGAUUUAAUGUAUGGAAAUAUUUUAUCGUAAUGAAUAUUAGCUUCGGAACCAUUUUCAAAUGUGUUUUUUCUCUAUUUCGCGCCAUAUUUAGUGUCAACCCACCUGUUUUAGCACCAAAUAUGGAGUGAGUGAAAUAAACUGUGAAGGAAGUUUCUUGUUAAUUUUUUACAAUCACACGUCGAUUACAUAUUCCGUUUUCCGUCCGUUUCGAUUUUUCGCUAUACUUUUGCCAGAAAUUAACGUUUAAAUAUAAGAAAUGGCGAAGGAAAGAAGUUCUAAUAGUUAAAAUUUUAAAGCAACAAGUUACUGGACAAGAUCGGCAGAAUACAGAAAUCACUAAUCCAGAGGAACAAAGCCAAGGCCCAAUCAGGAACCCUAAAAUACCCAGCUACGAUUCCAUGCUUGCGGUGGUUGUCGUAACUUUUGCGGCGAUAUAUCUGGCCACAGACAAAUCGGUAAUACAAAUGCUUUUAGGUGAACUUAAGUGUAGUCAUCGAUCGAUUUUAAAACCAGGUGAAUUUCAUGGUGGCAUGUGAUAGUUAUCCUGGUGGUUUUGACUAUGGCGAUUUAAUUUGUGUUCACUGAUUUUACUUAUACAACGAUACGCUGCCCGAGAGCUGUUUAUAAUUACCUUGCUUUCAGAUUAUAAUGCUUAAGCAUGGGUCAAAUCUGUUUCUGGAAUUUUAGAGUGUUUCCUAACCGAUCGAAGAUAAAGAAAACUUCGUCCCAGUUAGAGGGAGUCUGGCACAGAAAAGACAGAACAAAAUAAUAUAUGUACGAUAUGGACUGACAAAUUUUGAUAGCUAAAUCGAAUACGCAAUUUUAAUUUGUCUCUUGACUUUCAACGGAUAAAAGAGAAAUAAGCAGUUGAAAAACACACUUUAUCCGCAUGUCUUGGGUAGUACAUCUUUCUUACGAGCAGUCCUCGCUCUCCUGUUUCCACUUUGAACUUUUAUUACCUCACAGUCUUAUUCAUAUGUUUUCUUGUCUUUGUUAGCUUAUAUAGGACGGUAAUGAAAGCUUUUACAAUCACAGAGCCAAAAAGAAUUACCAGGAAUUAGAAAAUAUCCUCACUAAUUGUUUUUCAUUGUUCUUUCCGUAAGGCGUCGCUGCCAAUGUCUUCAGUCCCUCCACUCCUAAACAAACUACUAAAGGAUCAGAAUGUAACACUGGGUUUCAUUCUCAAAGGCCUUCAAGGUCCUCCCGGUAUGAAUGGUAUGGCAGGAAUGUCUGGAUCUCCUGGACCACAAGGACCUCCAGGUUUCAAGGGAGAUCCUGGUCCGCCUGGUUUUCCAGGUACACCAGGUCUACCCGGUUCUCCGGGUUUCCAGGGUCCUCCCGGUAUGGAUGGUGCUCCUGGAGCCCCUGGUUUCCCCGGUCCUCCUGGUUUCCCGGGAGGUAGCGGAAUGCCUGGUAUCCCCGGUAUGCAAGGUCCCCCUGGUCCGCAAGGUCCCCCUGGCCCCACACCAAUCAGAUACGUAAGUACCCCAUUUUAGUCUUAUAACACUAAACACUAUUCGAGCUUAAGGUUUUAAAGGAUACAGACGAAAAUACUUACUUACUUAAGGCCGAUCUCACAAUCGAGCUUCCAUGACAAAAUCUUCCCACACAUUUCAAUCCAGCAUUGCUGACCAAAUAUCGCUGACGUUGUCAAGACUGGUGUUCCUUUUGGUGUUGUGGAUAUAGUCGACUGGCUUUCUUCCUAACUCUUCCUACAAUUGGUUGCCAUAACAUAACUUUCGAGGCGACAACGACAGUACGUAUCUGUCAAAAUCAAUGAAUGACACCAGAGUGAUCAGUGAUAGUUGUCACGUGUUACCCUUCAAAAGGUUUCUUACUUAAUUUCUUUGCUAGUGUUCAAGCAAGUUUAAGAAGUUUCAAACUUGAGUAGUGGCGGUGACUGAUCUUCCAGUUUCUGAUAAUUCUUGAAUAAACUUGUGUCUUUGUUUUUCACAGAACGGCACAGUGAAAUGUGAAGAGGACACAGCUUGGCUCAGAUGCAACGAAUACAAACACAUUAGCAUAAUCUCUGCUUUCUGGGGAAGACGAAACUUCGGCUUGUGCACAGAGCACACAGGAAAUCUUAAGUUUAAUCAGUACUGCCCGACAACACCAUUGUUUCUCACAAAAGUAAAAGACGCCUGCGAGGGAACGACCAUGUGCGAGAUUAGAUGCACGAAGUUCUUUUUCAACGACCAAUCAUGCGCUGACGUAUACAAAUACUUGGAAGUCUACUAUAAAUGCAUCGAAGUUAUUAACGGGCACGAAGUUGUCAACGAGGAUAACCUACUCAACGCUAACUACCUGGGUUGAGCCAAUAAAUGAAAGAACAAAACGAACUUUCUAUCGGACGUUGCAUUUUCUUGGCUCUUUAAUGGAUGUAACAUUUUACUUUGCUGGAAAGAGUUCUAUUUGUAAAAACGGGCUUGCCUGAUAUGGAGAAUAUGAGCGAAUAAAUCGUAUCAUAACCAAGGCGAAGGCCUGCAAAUUUCUAAUUCUUCCGCGAAAGAAGACGACAUACAUGGCACUUGUUCCACGUAUUAUAUCGAUUUAAGGUAGUUUUCUUUCUGUACAUGACAUGAUUAAAUCAUCUUCGUAGAAUCGAACGAUAUUUGCUCGGCUCGACACGUUGUUAUAAAAUUUAACAAGAGAAUGAUUGUAUUUAGAGAGCUAGGGUGUGUUUUUUUUGUUUGUAGACAGUUUUUGUUCUAAAACGUUACUAAUUAGUGCUACUUAAAUAAAAGAUUAACCGACCAACACAAACUAACCAAACGAACUGGUACAAGCCACGAUACAAAACGGAAAAUCACUACCUGUUUCAAUCGUUUGUGUAUGAUAUUAUAGGGCGAUUUAUGAUGUUAUCUUCAGUCAUAUGUAAAUAAACUGAUAAUGGAAUGGUUUACUGGUGUACACGCUAGUAUUAUAGUUCUAGAAGAGUUAAUCGGUGGUGAUAUGCUGUUAUUUGGUGACGAGAUGUGAAUGAAGUCUACUUCAUCAGUUUGAAGUUUAAAUUUUGUCAAUAAACGACAUUGCCGUUAACCACUCAUGUACUUUUUUUCAACAAGUUGAGUUGUGUUUUAGCAAUCAACCGUGGCACGAUAAUAAAGUCUUUUUAGGGACCGACCGACUACAAGACUUUGUGUCUUUGUUGUCUUUGCUUUAAAAUAAAAUGGAACUUCUGCAGCCACACCCGACCAUAUAUUAAGCAGGAACAAAGCUACUAUUUUCAAUCACUUCUUUGGAAUCUACCAUUUCAGGUAGUUAACGCUUUCUUUUCCAACGUUGUUCCAGUGGCGACGGUGUUUAAAAGAAAACUGAUAACAUUAACGGUCAGACUCUGUUCACACUUACACAUUUCCGAAAGCCUUUCGGGUUAACAAAAAACGAAUCAAAUUUCCCACGUCCACAUUAGCGUUUAAGCAUCGUUGACGAAUGCCCACACUGCGGCAUCAAAAACGUAUAACUUGCGAUACGCUUAAUUCGUUUUUUUUUCGGGCGUGCGCACCACUCACUGUGCAUGCUCCACGGCAUGGUAGCAAAACAGCGCCAUACUGUAAAUACUUAACCUGAAAACUAGAAUUUUACCCAAAGAAUAAAACCACCUUAAAGGAGCAGUAUCCGGUUACCGUGCAUGUAACUUUGAUUUUCUGACAGGAUGUCGCGAAUUCAAAAGAUGCGAGGAGAGCAAUAGAACCUUGAAAAAUCCGUUUGCAUCGCGCUUGGCCGAGUUCGAUACUUCACUAAAACGUCUCAGAAUUACAGAUCAAUGAUAUAUUGUUCCCUUUAAGUUUUGAUUUGGGUAAAACAGUUUUGUUUUUGGCGUUACUUUCAUUGCUGUUGGGAGGACCAAAGAGAGAAGGGGAGCACUCUAAUGCCAGUUGAAGGCUUAUUUCUCCCGUCAGCUUCCAUACAAGCUCAGAUAGUCGUGAAAGGAAUAAGCAGAAAUGGCACAGCAACAAUAAAGACUAUGUAAAAAACAAACCAUUGAGACACGAAUGUGACUGAGGAUAUCUUGUGGAAGCUUCAUGAAGCACGAUGUGUCGCAAAGACAUGUUAGUAAACUUAUAAUAAAACCUCCUUACGGCGGACAAAAUCAAACGACAGGCACUAAAUAAUUAGGGAAACGGGUGCAAUGAAAUCAUAAUAUAAUCUUUGAGUAACCUUUGCGAUGCUUCUUCGCGUUAAGAUUACAUUUUUAUUUAUAUCUUUCCAACUUUUGAAGCUAGAUCGCGAGCAAAUAUUGCUAGGCUUGGACUUGCCACAAAUUGACCUCUGACACGAGUUCCACCGCAGAAAAGUUGAAAAGCGAGCGAAACGAGCAUUUUAGGUCGCAAGGCAGCCAACUAGAGACAAAAUUGAGAGAAGUCUUCAAGCCGCGGGCCAAAUUUUAAAUAAGACGAAAGAUGUCUUCGAAAGUCUAAAAUGUACUUAAGAAUGUAACAACAAAUCUCCGUCGGCAGUGCGGUCCGGAAGGAAAUCUUGUCGUGUCAAUAUGACAUUUCCAUUGUCUUUUUAAUAAUAAUAAUAAUAAUAAUAAUAAUAAUAAUAAUAAGAAGAAGAAGAAGAAGAAGAAGAACAUUUUUAUAGCGCCUAUCCAGUAAUGAACCAGGCGCUUAACAAAGUGAAAAAAUUAGAAUUAAAAUAAAUUUAAAUUCAAAUAUACCACAUAUAAAAUGAAAUAAAUCUUCCCAACGACCAAAGUUGGAGGGCUGAGACAGCAAAUGCUCUAGAUCCAUAGGUCUUAAGGUUAAAGCUAACAGGAUUCAGACUGAGCGUAGAAGAUGACCGAAGCGAUCUAGACGGUAAGUAGCGGGUGAUUACGUCUUGAAUGUAGAGCCUUGAAGGUAAGUAGUAGACUCUUUAAUUCGUUCAGAAACAAGUAGCCAGAGAAGAUCAAAGAGGAUGGGAGUGAUGAGAUAACACUUCCUAGAGCGUGUAAUCAGUCUGGCAGCUGCACCUGUGCACCGAUUGACGUUUUUAGGGACAUUAUAUAGUAGAGAAUUGAAAGUUUGGAAGUUACAAAGGCGUGAAUAUGAAUCUCAGUAGUUUGCGUUGAUAAGUAUUUCCUUUAUGCAGGAAAUGGUGCGAAAAUGAUAAAAGGCAGAUUUACAAACAUUGUUGACAUGGGGAAGCAUUGGCAUACUGUUAUCGAAGAUAGCGCCAAUAUUUCUUGCAGGUGAAGAGGGCUUGAUUAUGUCUGUUCCAAAGUGACGCGUUGGUAGAGAUUGUUGUGGAUUAUACUUUGAGAAUAAGUAGAGAAGCACGGUCUUGUCUUUGCCUUUAGUUUUAGUCUGUAGAUGGACAUCUUCUUAUCAAUGUCGGACAGGCAUUCCUCAAUCUUAGUGAUACUGUUGGUUAAUUCUAUAUCGUUGUUUGUAGAGAAAGAAAUAUAUAAUUGAGUGUCAUCGGCGUAAAAGUGAAAUUGCAUUUCACGGAAUCGUAGAAUGUCGGCAGGUGCUGUGUAGAGUACAUACAGAAUCGGGCCAAGGACAGAACCUUGAGGUACACCGCACUUGAGCUCGUGAGACUGUGAUAUCUACAUCCUUCAAUUAACGCAAACUGCGAGCGAUUAGUAAGGUAGGAGCGAAACCAUUCAAGGGCUAUGCCAGAGAUAGAGUAUUUAGUGCAAUCUUGUAAGGAGGAUAUCGUGAUCCAAAGUGUCGAAGGAACAGACAGGUCUAACAGUAGAAGCAUAACACAGUGACGUUUAUCAAUAAAAACCAAAAUGUCAUUAUGAACAAGCACAAGGGCGGGUUCACCACUGUGAAAAGGUUUAUAGGCAGAUUGUAGCGGCUCAUUUAGCUGGUUAGCUUCUAAAUAUUUUUGAAGACGUACUGCGACGACCUUUUCAAUAACUUUUGAGAUCACCUUGAGGUUUGAAACAGGUCUGAAGUUUGCAAGAACUUCAUGAUCUAAGCAGGCCUUCUUAAGUAGUAAAGAUAGAAGAGAAGUUUUAAAAGAAGACGGAAAAUGACCGGAUCCCAUUUUUUAACUAUUGCUUAGUUCCUAAUUCAUUGUUUUAUUGGGCUGGGUGAAAAGAAAUUAAAUGAGACAGAGGACAUUUAGGCGCACACCGUUUUUUAAAUUUUUUUUUCUGUCGCUUUACAAGAAUCCAUGUGCACAACGAGCGACUUUUUCAGAUGCCUUGAGGUCAGCAAAGACCUAUUAAACACCGGAAAAAACGAUAUGGCUAUUUCAAAGGUCUGCAAAUAUCUUCCGCGCGCUAAGUCCCUCGGUAAGCUGAAACAUUACGCGUCACUUUUUACCAUGUGCACACAAACGCUUUCAUUUAAAAUCCCGUCUAAUAAUAAUCUUAAUUUCAAAUAGACGGAAGUUUAAAUACUAGCUAAAAUAUCUUUGGAGAAGGUUUGUAAAACAAGUCAUACUAAUUACUUUCUAUAUUAUCUGUUGUUGUCCUCAUGCGAAUCUUGUAUCCCAUCUGCCCUUCUCCAGCAGCUAAUGAUACGAUCUACCCUUUUCAUUCUUGUUUAUCAGCUUGAUUGGUGAGCAAAAUCUUACGUAACAGACAGCUAUCAAUACCUUGAAACAUUUAUUCGAAGGGAGGUAACUAAAAGUCAAACGCAUACUCUUUUUUUUUGCGUGGUGUUUAAUGAUUAAAUUAAUUGUUUGAUAUUGCCCUGAAAUCACUUCGCAUAAUCAUAGAACAGAUUAGAGAAAGGGUCAUAAAAUGGAGGCAAACGACUUACGCAAUUACGUGGUUUUCCUUAAUAAAAAACAUAAAGCAAACUAGACUUUCAACCAGUAAAUCCUUCGUUUAUUAACAAACGUUCGUCUUCAAGAUGAUCAAACAAGAUUAGUGAGUCUGACAAGCAUCAUUUGUUACACUUUACUUUUCUUACGACCAUGGGAAAUCACAAAACGGGAAAUAAUAUCACCACUUCCGCUUCCGCUCCCACUUCCACUUCCACUUCCGCUACUUAUGAGUAAACGGGGCGUCGUCCGUGAUCCGCGUCCAUUCACAAAAAAUCCCAAGGGUAAUUUCUGGUUGCGGUAGUAACUCACUAUGCUCUGACGUUCAUUCUUAAGGUGACGGGGCUUUCGUGGAACUAUAGAAGAUUGCUGGUAGGAGAACAACAAGUCAAAUUAAGAAGAUAUUUCUUUACUGACAGUAGCUAUACCAGGCAUGGCUGAUCAAAACUACAAUUGCAUUCAUAAUAGCACGCAGAGACAGUCUCAAUAGAACCCUUCAUACGAUACCCGCCAGAAUGCACGCGCUUAAGGAUACGAGGGCAGAAAAAGGCAAACAGGAUCACUGUAUGUCGUAGCCGAGUCUCAUAAAAACACGUCCGCCCCCAUGCACGUCCCACGGCCUGUUGAUGGGAUAAAAGCAAUGUCACGUGGUUUUUCAGGGGGUAAAGAAGAACUAAAAUCUAGUCUGUCGAUACAAGAAAUUACGGUCCAAUUUUUAUCGGGCUGCCCCUGAGGGCAAUGCCUCUUGCUUCUAUCUAUGUGAAAAAAAGACAGAAUGGCGGACUGAACUCCUAGAAGGCUUUGCGCGUCCCAUUCUCCCUUCAAUGGGGUCGCUUAUCGCGGGGAGAGGACGGGUCAUGGUCGUUAUAUUAAGCGUUGUGGAAAGUUCCAGUUAAAAAUAAUGCCAAUCUUUUCUUGUUUCAAAAGGCAAACUUGAUUACUAGCUAUCCGGUAUAGUAAGCACAACUAUCCGAUAUGUCUCUCUCCUCUUUAGAGAUCGACGCGGCGCAGCUUUGCUCCGUUACGGAAGUCACGCCGAAAUCAACUGUUCUUAUGUAUGAACAGAAGCCCUAGCCGGUAUAAUUUUCGCGCGGGGCAAAAGCUACCUGGAAAAGUGUGAACCUAGCCUGAGUCAGCUGUUGAAACAGAAAUGAAUCAUGAAUUUUAAAUAAUACGAAUUCAAAACUAAAUCAAGAUUCAGUACCGAUGAAUGAUUCCAAUAUGGGGCUCUGAUAACCAAUGCCAUUGCAAUUACGAUCAACUGACCAGAAGAAGUAAUUAAAUAAUUAAACAAUAAAUCGACCUAAUACACGUUUUUAAAUAGCGCUAUUUCAAUUCAGUUAGGAAAAAACAAAUUCAAAUAAUUUCGCAUGGAAUUUAAACUUAUGUCCUUUUGCUUUGAGUAAAUUUGCUUGCUAUGCCCUGAAAACUAUCGUGUAACAACCAAAUGAAUUUUCAUGUGAUCAACCCAACCGCGGGGAGAGAAGCCAUGAUUAUAACGCCACGUAGCUGAAAUUAAAACAGUGAUUGUAAAAGGCCAAAAUGGUAAGCAAGACAGAAUACUACAGAUCCUGAGUAGGACUUACUGCAACUGCAUAUAAAGCGACCGCGAUAAAAGCCAGCUUUAUCAUCAUCUAGGGAAGGACCUUCAAGCAGCCUACUAUUCAAGGCACCAGUGUGAUAUGCUUACUAAUUCAAUAGGAACUGUUAGAAUAAGUCAAAAGUCUCCUUCUUAUAAUCACAACGUAUGAUUAUCUCAUUUAGAAACAACGCAUGCCCAUACAUGUUCACUGAACAGGUUAAACAGACAUGGAGAUGCAGAAGACUAAGAACACCAAAUCUUUCGACAUACAUACAAAAGAUUGGAAACACAAUGAACAUUAAUUAUCACACGACAAAAUAACAGCCAAGAAAAAAAAUAACACUUUCUAAAACACUAAUUAAUACCCGCUUAACCACCGGUAUUUCCAAGCGUUAGGUAAGAACGCCCCUUACCAAACGCUAACAUCAUUUUCUACAGAGCUUCUUUGCUCUUCCUAUCUUGCAGGAAGAGAAGAAGCACAUCAUAAUAGUUUACGCUGCCGAAAGAACAGUUAGUUAUUCAGGUCACCGUAAAUUGGAGGAAUGGAGUUCGGUUUUUUGUCGACCGUUAACUGAUAAAAACAGUUCGCAUGGGGUGCCGGAUUUUCAGUGAUCAGCUAUAAUUCAAGUCAUUUCACAGUAAUAAGCAAAUAUUUAAGCACCUUCAGACUCGUCUUAACUUUCACGUUUUUUAUAACGGUAUUAAUCAAAAUCUCACUAGAGGUGCCCAUCCCUUUGAACAUAUAGUGUCGAGGAACAUGCGCAGAUUGCCGAAAAACGUUUGCGUGAUUCAGUCUCUUCGUGACAAAGGAAAAUGUUGCUUAUCACCUCCCGAAGAGCAUGCAACUGUUAAAGGAGACUUCUGAGAAGCUCAUCACCUCCCGACGAUCAUGCGACUGUUUAAGAAGACUUUUGAGAAGCUCCAAGCCUCGAACACACUCUUAGGUUUCAACCACACAAUAAGGGUGCUCUCUUAGGCACCCUGAUUCAUGUACUCAGAGACGGUAGUCCCUAGAUUUAUAAUAUGAUACACAUACACUGUUUUUAUAUUUUAUCUCCAACAUUCAUGUGGCAAAACUCCUUACUCUACUGAUGAUUAGGAUAACGGCGGCCUACAUGAAAGUUGUGAAUUCACCAGUCUAUUGUCGCCCAGCGGUCAGCCGGAUUGGGGGCAGAAUUAGUCGUCAGACAAUGUAUCUUACGCUAACCAAGAAAUAAAAGAGAGCCAUUUCGCAGUUGACAGUUAUAUGUUUAGACAAUUCUUAGCUAACCCCACGCAGACUCUCUAUUAAGAGAGGGGCGUUUUCUCUUACCGCAGCGUUUUCUGUUAUCGCAGGUGGUGAUGGUUCACGCACACAUUCCCGUAAAUAGCUUUUUAGCUUUACUAACCCAAAGAAACAUUAGUACUACAACAUCCUAGGCACGUUUCAUCUAGGUAAUAACUUAUUAGCACGUUUUCACCUUUUUGGUGUUCAACCAGACGGUACCCCUUUUGUGUUUUGGCUAGCUGAAUUACAUAGACCUGCACGGUCAGUUUUUUAAUGGUUGAACGAGAGACCCUGCUGUUUCUGUUACGUCGAACGCCGAGAGAUGAUACAAAUAAACCCACAGUUUCGUUUAGGCUGACUUGCUUGAGCGAGUCUAACCAAACAUAUGCACUCUAGUGUUUCUUUGGUUCAGUGAAUUUUUCCCAACCAUGACAUCAACAAUACUGGCCAGGUUUUUCAAGCGUGUUGAGGUUUAAAUAACACUUUGUGGUUCAAGACAGCUACAGUACAUACAAAACACAAGGCCUGCCUUGCGUGGAAACAGUGAGAAUUAUUUUCUCUUUGUAGCUGAGUGAUACAGAAGCUUAUUUGUCCGCCGAUGAGUGAUAUAAAGGUGAGAUUCGUAAAUGGACAAUUCUCAUACUCAGAUUCAGCUAAGGUUAGAAUAUUUUCGCAAGGAAGGCUAACGUUCUCAUCAAGUCUCUUAAAAAGGAUUACCGUCGCUGUUAGAAUUAAAUAACGUUUAUUUGGGAGCAAGAGUAUUUUGAAUUGCAGGAAAGACCAGUGAGCUUUCUGACAAUAUUUCAAUUUUUCCUUUAUUACCAAACAGAUUCACUUCAGUAACUUCCCAAAAAAAUUUGUUUCAAACGUAAGGGUUAGAACUGCACUUUUGUUAAAAUUAGAGAAUCAAUACUAUUUGCGUUUAGUUUGAAAACCUUCUUCGUCGGUUAAAUAAAUAAGCGUCUGGAGAUAAAUUGAACGAAAUAUUUACCACCUAUUUGAUUUUCAAGUGAUGUGAUCUGAUUGCAGCUAUUUUAAUAACAGGGUAAUCAUGUUUUCUUAGUUAGUCACCUCAGCCUUUGAUUUUGACAUUCAAAGGUAGAAAAAGUCUUCAAACAUAAGUGAAAGCAAGACUUAAAAAGCAAACUUCUUGGCGUUUAUUUGACAUUACUUCCCUGUUUUUGACAAACUUCCAACUAUAAUUUGUUUUGUUUAUUGACAGUGACUGAAUCAUUGAAAAAUCACCCAGCGUAAAAGUCGAACUGGUGCCGGAUGCGCACGCUCAGUGGCUUCAUUUUUGGCGGGUAGGUAAAUGUUACGCGCUUGACGCAUGACGUAAUAACGUGUAGUCUCAUUACCUAACAUCUGGGACGAGAACGGUGACCAAAUUGGACAGGCUUAACAGGGUCCAUUUUGGAAAACUUUUAUUUCUUUUCCUCGGAUUUCUUGGCCGUGGAUUUUGACCAGAGGUAAGAGAUUUUCAAAAUCACAUUUGGAUUCGUUGAACUGCAUAAAUUAUCUCAUUUCAUUUUCUGACACUGGGGGUUUGAGGGAGAAGAUGAAACAACCCUGGGGUUCAUUGAAGCGAAACGGUAUUCGUUUCGUUGAGAUAACGUGAAUUCCACCAUUAAGAAAAAUCAGAUACUUUUUGCUAUUUCACUAGAAUUUAUUUCUCUAAAAUUUUAAGGCCAUAUUUUCCUCUUUAUAAGAUAAAGUCGAUAGUGCUGAAAAAAUGAUUCAAAAAAAUUCCACUGCCAGGUCGACCUUACAAACAGCGUUCGAUUUUUCAUGUAAACUUUCCCAACUUUUUGCCUUUCGAUAAAAGCCUAUCUCUUAACUUCGUACAGCGUUGGACGACUUAAUCGUUAAUUCAUAUUUUAGUACGCUGGCGUUUUUUAUUUUCCCUCCAUAUUAUUGUUGUUUAAAGAAAGAUAAACUUGCCCAGGAAACAUAAGAAGACAAUAUCAAACUAUAGUGAUGACUAAGAUUAAUAUUAUAACAUUACACAUUUGUUUUCGUUAAAUAGUAGUAAAAACAGCCAGUAUCAAACAACUAAAAAAUACUUUCCUUGUGUCUUGCGACGGACUAGAUAAACCUUAUUACUUUUUUUUCUUGCGCACAAAUCAGUUAACUGAACCGUAAGAGUUAUGACCGGAGAAUCAAUUUUGUGAUCAUGACACCGGUUAACAUCAGGCUGUGGAAACCAUGGGGCGUAGACCAAUCUUGGAAAUUACACAUACGCAAGAGGUUGAAGUAAACACGAGUUUUUUGCUCCGCUCCUCCCAGUUUUUUUGGCUUAGUAUUGGUGGCAAUCGCUUCUCUUCUCGAAGGCGUGAAAGGCUUAGCAUGGUUAUUUUUAGUCUCGUCGGAGUGGAACCUGUUAAGGCAAAUUUUUUUUUGCACCGACCCGUAGACCUUUGCGCUUUGAAAAGUGGAACUAGUGACGUGCUGAACGAUAGUCCUCUGAACUGUACAAUAAUUCACGAGAGAUGUUCCAUCACAGAUAAUUGAUUGUUAAUAGAGAGGAAACUGGAGACGCUUGUAUUGGAAUCAGGAAUCCUGUACACUGAUGAAACCUAUGCAUUGGUGCAGCUAAGCAAAUCAACUCCAAUUGGUCCUGUUAUUAUUUAUUUUUAUCUGAAACGUUCUUGCAGUUAGGGGAGCCUACCAGACAAAAAUUGUCUGUCAUUUCAUUGAUGGUGUCCACGCUUAUGAUGAUAUCUAAGAAGCCAAUUCUCUGUUUUUAUGCUACUGCUGCAGUCAUUGUGCUUACAAAUUUUAAUGAGAACGAUAAAUUGCAUAUCCCCUUACUUUCUACGAACUGCCAAUUACAAUGUCACCAAUACCUUGGUGGUUAAGUUCGUCAAGCUCCUUGUUUAAGAUCAGAUAAGAGUGGACUGCUGUAACCCGUUGUUCUUGUUUUCAAACUACCUGCUGUUUCGUUUCACCUCGGUUCAUUAUCUCUCAAAGAGGAUUAAUUGACUAGAAAAGUGGUUAGUUUACGUUUUCGACAAUCCAACAUAUAGAGAUUUAGGUCAGUUUUUCUGAUUGAAUUUCCAUCUCUUUUGUAGUAAAAGCAGGGCCUCACUGCAAAUACGUUUAGAGGGCCAAAAGUUUAUCAAUUCUUGAAACUUUCCCUUUAUCUAAAUGAAGAUAGUUUAGCAUUUCAAGGGCAUUGACCACACUAUGACUGCAAAAGGUUCAAACAAAUUAACUGGCUGGAAACUGAUUCAAUUCUUAUUGGGGUGUAUCCAGAAUUAUGUGCAGCUCGCAAAACUAUCAUUUUCAUAACUAUGUAACUACACUCAUGUAUCGGAGCGCUUCUUUUGUAAUAAUGAAGGCAUUUCUUUCAGGAAAGUGCUAAGACGGUGAUGAAUUAGGAAAUAAUCUCCUUUUCAGAUUCAGUUGAGUGUCCAGAACAAUUUUUUUUCGCCAUUGUCUUGUAAUUCUACAAACCGUUCAAGCAAAUUGUAAAGAAAAUUCAGGACUCGUUGUUUACCGUUAAUUUACAGUUUCCAUUUACCGAAAAAUGGCCGUAAAAACCUGGUAUGAAAGACAGUUUUGAAGAAACGGGAGAAAUUCUGUUUGAAUUGGAACACUGAUUCCCACUUGGAAAAGAGGGCAACCUUUGUUAACAGUAAUAGUAAAUCUUCAUUGCGCCUUACUCUUAUCGGUCUGAAUGAAAAUCUUUAUCAAUGUGUCAAUCUUCUAGCUGGCUACACGUAGCCUACUAAUCGGGGACACCUAACACGAAAAGUAAAAUAAUCAAAAAAUUUUCUAACAAAUUACACUAAUUUGCUGGAACGAGCCAAAAAGCCCCUAGCCGCGGGAGGUACUCAAUAUACUUCAUACGAGGCAGCUUCACCUCGAGGUCCAAACCCUUUGUAUACCAUAUCAUAUACCCGUAUAGGCCAUUACAGAAAGUUCUCCGAGCAAAGAAGCCGUUUUCCAUUUACUUUCACCGAUUGUCAGCAGCGUUGCAUGUAUUCUCUCUGGGGGAUCCGCUUCUGUGAAUUUUUGUUAAGCUGAAACGAUUCGAUAACUGAGUCGAGUUCCAUCUACAUUUCAACCGGAGUUCCCGGAGACUGUUUGUAAGCCUCAAAAAACGCCAAUGAUUAUCGGACAUGAUUGCCAGAAAUUGUGACAUUAGUUCCUUAGAGAUAUCCAACUGUAUUACAUUGCGGCUGAUCUUGUAGAAUGUGAAUGAGGAACCAAAAAAUGAUUGACUGCCCAACGAUUUGGCGUUUGGUAUUCGUAAACAAAAAACUGGAAAAUGAAGGGUUCAUUGAAGAGGGCAACUUCGGCUGUUGAAGUAACAGUGAAAAUCAUCGUGUAUUCCAUCUGUCUACAUUUAAUAAGGCUUUGCAAAAUGGUUUUGAGAAACGUAACUGUCCAAGAAGAAGCCACAAUUUAAUCUUUGCGUUAACAUUUUGUUCGCACAAGAAAAAUUAUACGUGGUUUGUUGAUGCUGUAUCUUAUUAGCACCAUUUGCUUCUCAUUGAAGAGAAAUGUAGCUCUUCUGAAAGUGCUGUUCAGGCGUCAUAUUAGGGAAAUACUUUUAAGUAAAUUGAGAGAGAACAAUCAGCCCCUGAUCUCGGUUUAUUCGUUUUUUUAAACGGGUCACAAAACACUACCUUAGAGGGAGGGGAGGCCAAAGGUAUCAGGCCUUAAAAACGGUUGUGAGCAAAUUGAAUCGGGGUUCUUCCAGCAUAAACGAUCUACACUUAGGAAAGAGAAUCGCCAUUUAUGUUUUUAAUUUAAGUGCUGAUAAAAUUAAUAUCCCCGAAUAAACUUAUGAAUUUCAAAAGCUGUUGUAAGAAUUUGUAAUGCGAGCCUAAUGGACAUUGUAGCCUAAAAGUUGUCUCUUUCAUGUCAAUUCUCUCUGCCUCGAGUCGAGAUAUCGAGUACCUAUAAAAGGAUUCAAUUCAAAAUGAACCACCAAUUAAAUAUCAGCUAACGUUCUGUUACUUUGAGAAGUGUUUAAUCUUAGUUUGAGAUCUUUAAGUGUGCACAGGUGAAAGGUAAAGGGGAGGAGUAGAUUUAAUGCAUGACUUCCUUAUAACUGAUGCGGGAAAAAACUCUAAAUCGAUCUAAUUCUAUACGUGUAGGGACAACCCCUUUGUCUAGCUUCGAAAAUUUUCUUGUUUAAACUAGGAAAUCAAAAUCCAGGUACCUGAGAAUGAAUAAAAUCAGAGUUUACCGAAAAGCUUUGAUGAGGCGCCAUGACUGAGCUGAUUACUGAUGAUAUCACUACUUCCCAGGAUAGCUGUACUGGUACCAGUCACGCGCCAUCGAAGAAAAGUGAUUUAACUGGGAGCGACUGACAAAUUCUCCCUGUGUGUUUUCUUGUUUUCUUUAGGCAAUGAAGGCUGAUACAAGCCUGCUGAGGCUGGCUGUUGGCCUGGCCUUAUUCAUAUUAGCGGUAAGUUACAUUUUGGUUUGUUUGUGAACACUUUACGAUGAGUUUAUUUCCUGGUAGUUCGCCUUCACCCAGUCCACUUACACACUUUGUAAACAUCAAGGGCCCUUUCGAUUUAACGUAUUUUGUAAUAUGUACAGUUGGGAUCGUUCAAUAGUCUUGUGGCAACAAUGUUAUAACAAUACAGCUAAAAUUUUAGUUAUGACUUUCAAAUCUCGAAAGCACCGAUUUUAGCGACAAUUCAAUAUGAUUAUUGAAUGAAGCCAGAUUAAUGCAGUCAUAUACAGCCGUACUGGGUCGAGAUUGUUGUUAACUUAACGAAAAUAAUUAUCGAACCAUUACAAUGCCUUUAUUCAUAUUGCCAAAAAUUUGCCUGCUGCAGCAACGUAAUCCCCUCUAUUCUACUCAUGACGUUUCUUUUUGGUGUGCUAAAUAUCAACUCUACCAUGAUUGACUUUAAGCUGAUCCAGAUUUUGGUCUGGCUACCGGAUUUUGAUUAUUAAACUUGGCUCUGAUACCAGUGAUACCCAGAAUGCCCAAAUAUGAUUACCAAGACAUUAGAAAAACUUGAAACUGUCUUGUGAGAAGAUAACUGGAAGCCUGGAUUUGCCUAGAGUAUCUCUGCAACUAAGAAAUUGGGUAUUAACAAAAAAUAAAUAAAUAUAACUUAAGUUAAAUGAAAAUAACAAUAAGACAAAAAUUUCUCUUUUCCCAGCACUGUUCAGUUGUACCGAGAAAGCCACGUCUAAUAAAGAGAAACUCUGAAGAAGAAAAUAUUCUGAGUUAUUACUGGAACCAGAAAUUACCCGUGGGAUUCUUCGUCAAUGGGCAAGGUGGCUUGAUGGGACCUCCGGGUCCACCCGGACCACCAGGACCUCCUGCUUACUACGGAGGCGGAGGUAGUGGAAGUGGAAGCGGCGACGCUUAUACCCGUGGGGGCAUUCCAGGACCACCGGGUCCUCCGGGGCCACCUGGUCCACCAGGUCUCGGGGGGGCUGCAGCAGCAGUAAGUAAUUGAGGCUGUGACGUAGUAGAUUUGAACCUCUGUGAUCCGUGUUUACACAGUUGGGAUCAGGUCUUCUAUUCAAUGAUAAUAAGAGUCCUUAAGAAAAACGUAACAGUGGUAAGUAGCAGCCAGUGGAUUUUCAGUGUAGCUUGAAUGCUAUGAACACUAGAUGGAAAACAUAAAAAGUCUUUGAAGCGAAAAAGUUCAUUUCACGUUCCGUUGUCGUCCAUGAAAAAGAAAUUGAAAACUGAAACUUACAGAAAUAUUUGUUUCAAGAUAUUUCAGGCAAAUCGCUUGGCUUUCACGAGUCGAAAGUGAAAGCAAGGUUACAUAGUAGCCAGGUGAUUUGGCUGAUAUAUCUCGAAGCAAAUAUUUUUAUACGUUCCAGUCUAUAAUUUCUUUCUCAUAAAAAGUUUUGACCACAUCAGCGUUGCUGAAAUCUCAUCCUGUAUAAAUAAGUGCUUUAUUUACUUGUAACACUUCCACAGAAUUGUGGUCAUUUUAGGCACAUGUGACAAAAACAUAAUCGACGACAGCCGACUUUGCACGUUUGGUACAUUGAAAUAACAGAUUUUCACAGUACUUAUAAUAAGUGCCGGUUUUUCGCUGUAUUUUGGCUUUAAACUCUGCUUUCCUAUAUAAGCGCAAAAAACGACGUAUUUUUGUUUAUUCCAGGGGGCUCAGGAAACCAUCACGUGUGAAGGAGAGAAGGAAUGGAUCGAAUGUCCACAAUAUAGAGUCAUCAAAAUUAAUUCUGCCUUUUGGGGCCGUGAUGACGCCGCCACCUGUAACACAAAUGGCGUCCAACACGGACUCAGCACCGCAGAAAUGUGCCCUCAAGACGAGUCCAACACAAUGACCAAAGUGGAAGGACAGUGUAAAGACGAACAAGCUUGUGAACUAGCUGCCACCUCGACCUUCUUUGACAAGACUGACUGUGGGCAGGUCUACAAGUAUCUACGAGUGAACUACGAGUGCCUGCCUAGUGAAUCACGAGUCAAAGCAGCCAUUCAAAGAUCAAAAAUCAGCGGCUAAUCUUAUUAGCUAUUAACUGGAUCGAUCAGCAUGACGAGAACACAAUAUCAACGUUUUUCACCGGCUAAUACUGUUCAGCACUCUCAACGCCAGUUACAGAUUGUAUAAUGUGUAGCAAAUUUCUGAAGCAGGGCUUGGAAAAUUUCGAAGCAGGAAAAAGAAGUCAUGUUAGUCGGUGAAAUACAAUUUGGGAAGGAACAAACUCUGUAUUUGACCAUUCUGUUCACAAUUCCAAGGAAAACAACAGUUAGAGCAUUUUAUUAAUCUAGGAAGAUUCAUUUCAUGGUCUUUCAUGCUACACUUUGUUAUUUACUUCGAAGGUGUAAAUAGUAAUAUUUCUAAAGUGUUUCCCUUAUUUUGAGAAAAAGCUCUUGUAAAAACCACCAGUAAUUACAAGGAUUACUGAGUGCACGCUGUUUUUUAGUAAUCUCUUGACUCAAAAAGUUAACUUUCAUGUCAAACUAUUUAAGGGGUCUUACAGAUGCUAAUGUAAAUGAAGUACGGUAUGCCCGUGUUAGUAGCAUUUGUCAAUGUAGGUGACCUAGUACCAUAAACGCAACGUCUUACGUUUGUGACAGUAAAGUUUUAUGGUCUUUUCAAACUUACCGUGUGUAACUUAAUAAGAGUAUUGGUGCACAACGGAGUUGAGUUAGUUGGUGAUUCUUAAAGGCAUCAGCGGUCACUCCGAGAUAGGGGAUUUAGAAGUAUGCCGUUUGUCUCAAUGUCUCAUCAUCACAAUCUCCUAAUCUAAUAUCUUGAGCCGCGCUGCCCUAGUGGCACUCUUGAUUAGCUUUUUCACUUGGAAUCGUUUUUUCUCUUUAAAACACUAUACCCACGGCCAGUGGGCCAAUAACACCAUUUUGCAAUAUUGUCCACAUAAUUCAAUCCAGAGUGUCCUCCUUUCUCUUGCCUUAAAACAGAUCUGUUCAGAUGGCAGCAAGAUGCUCCAUCAACAUGGCCAAAAUAUGCGACUUUGCACUUUGUGUGUCUACCGGUGUAUGAGUACUUAUGAGUAAUUAGGGACCUUAAGAUACACCGUUUCCGUGUAGGGGUACGGGUAAAUACCCGUGCGCGUAGCCGUAAUUACGGGUAGAUUGCCUCUUAUCCCGGAGAAACGGCUAGGCUACCAGGUAGAACGUUGAUGCCAUUAUCGCAUCUGGGAAAUCAUGGUCGCCUUUUGUAUAACUACGUGGCGAACAUGCUAACCUACUCGUACCUGUUGACAGAAACGGUGUAUCUUAACAUCACUUUUGAGUUAUAUACAGAAGUCUGCCCCUUACCUUGGAUACCGGGUAGAGUGAUAAUGCCAAUAUCACAUCUGGGAAACCAUGGUCCCCUUUUAUAACAACACAAGGUAGACCUGUUCUACUACCGUAUCGUAGACAGAAACAGGGUAUCUCAUGUUCCGUAGGGAAAAGGGUACAAAAUUAAAACUUAUAGAAAGGAAGGGCCAUGCGUAGUAUACUCUCUUCACACUCUGUAUUGUUAGCUUUUUGAAGUAACAAAACAAAAUUCACAAUAAACAAUAUAUAAGUUGGGUAAAAAGAGAAACAUGAAAUGAAAAAUGAUAAAUUAUAGGGGCAAAUCACACUAUUGACAUCAUGACUUGGGAGAGGCAUACCCAGCCUUGAGGGCCUAGCCGCAUAUUAAGCAUACGAAGAAAGAAAAAGAAUUGAGGAUAAUAUCCAUAAAAAAUAACAAGAGGCCCGGACAAGAGAUUUGAUAAAAUAUAAUUAACAAUUAUUCCACGAGUGCGCGUUGGAUAUGAGUUGCCUAUAAUCAUCUCAUAUCCAACAAGCGCGAGUGGAAUAAUUGUUUUAUUAAACACGCCCACAAAAUAUCGAGAAUUCUUCCCGACUUUAUUUGUAAAAACAACCGAUUCUCAGCUUGUUUUUAAUUUUGAGGAAACUCGUACAGUUACCAUAUUUGGAGAGCAUGGUAGAAUGGCUCAUAAACCAUGAUCAUGGCCAAGCCCUUCAGAGUUCUGGAAUUUCAUUAUUUAUGAUUCAGUUUUAAAUAGUAAUGCUUGUUUCACGAUAAUCACUCGAGAUAUAAAUCGCGACAUUCCUACUGCUUAUUCUAAGUCCUUAUCAAGCACUGCAAUGAGGUUCAACAUAAACACUCCGAUAGUCGGUUAAUACGUUAUUGAUGAACACUGAUCCAUUGUCUCCUCUACGAUAUCUGGUCGAUAUGCAGCUAAGAAGCGAGUCAGAAAGUACCCCUCCUUAUCUUUCAAUCAUCAUCUAGUAAACACUAUCUAAAUGUACACGCUCUGACAAAACACAGCGGAGAGGUGAUUGGGAUGGUUAGUGCUUGAAUAUGUCCAAUAAUCACGGAAUAAUAAUAUACCAAGAUUCCACUUAUUUCGCCUGGGUCACAAACAGUUGAACUGGCCAUGGAUGUUACGAAUCCUGAUAUAACAUCAAACGAACGUUUAUUUGAAGAUUGGCUUGAAUAAAAACACAGUCACUGAAGUAAAGAAAGCCUACUGCUAGUCAAAGUAUCUACCCCUCGUUAAAUAAGUUUCAAAUCGGUGUUUAUCCGCGUUAUUUGACAAUGCCGGUGUAAGGCACUUUCCCGGCGUACAUAAGCUUCAACUCUGCCGGCAUACGUGGCUUUUUGUGAUACAUGGCUCAACUUUCAGCGUCCGUGAAACACAGGCUAGUCUUUCUACAUUACAUCUAUCAUGAUUUGGUAUGUUGGUAGAGAAGGUUCUUCAAAACUAAUACGACCGUACUAACACUAGCUCUUUUCUUGGGUAAAAUCUUCCAAGGUCGAUUAGGCACCAAAUAGCCUCAAAUAGUCAAGUGUAACAGUCUUUCUAAAACAAAGACUUCUUCCCCCUCAAUUUCUUAGAAAAGCAGCCAACCAGCAGGCACUCAUGUAUUCUGUGAAGAUAUUUUUCUUUGGAGACAAGUGUUGAGAUUUCCCUUUAACUUUUGAACUAUCUUGCGCCCAUUCCACUCAUCACCCUACAGUCAUACACAACUUUUAGAAACUUCGCCACACCCGGGCAAAAUGAGCGCUCAAAAAACAGGUCGGACACGGGUAUAUUACAAAAUGGCUGCUUCUCACACGAAGACUGCAAUUUCGCCAGAGCAUAAUAAGGCUGAGUCGGUGCACAUAACUUGAAAUUCAUCGCCGAAGGUUUGUCAGGAAGACAAGUCUUGAGAUCGUCCCUUCCCCAGAAUGCAGAAUUAAUUUUAAGUCCUUCUUCCUGUCCCCCGCAGGACAGCGAGAGCAUGUUUCCGUCGCACCCCAAUGCGGUGGCGUUGGCUAGUCUUACCCAGUUGGUAAGUGUGCUUUCAAAAGGUCGACCAGACGCUUUCAUAAAACAGCAAUAAAGAAACAAGUGAAACAACUGACGCAUACUACGCGAGAAGCGAAUCUAUCAGGGGAAUAAUUCUUAACGCCCUCAACUUACCAAUGGAACAUUUGUUUCUCAAACAAACUGUCAGAUUAUAUAUAGGGCGUUGCAUAUUUAAUUACGUUUUGCACACACGCCAGUUAGCGUUUGUGACAGGCCACCAGUAAUAGAUUAGUAGAUCGUAUCUUAAGUUGGAGUUUCUCGUUCAAUUGCUUAUCAGAGGAUAUUUUGAUUUGGCCAGCAGUGAGUAACCAUCCUGAAAUACACACAGCCAAAACCAAAAACAAAUGAUUAUAACGGGUAUAUAUCUGAUCCAUCGAUGGAACAGAUUUCUGAUGUCAACGUCAAAAGGACAACGUACUUUACGACACAGAAUUCUACUAAAGCAGCAAAUGGCUCCUCAAUUUAUAACAAUUUCAAUCUGAUAAACCUCUUAUUUUAUAUCUGUCUUAAAAUUGUUUGUGGUAUUUACAAAGGUAUUCAAUACUGUACAUACUGAAUAGAAUGAUUGUACUGGUGUAUUUAACUGUAAGAUGCGUUGUGUAAAUCACCGUAGUUAGGGAGUUCACUCCAACAACGAAAUUAUUAACCAAUUCUGGUAGAACGAUAUGACGUUUUUUUCGAAUCAAGGUAGUUAAAUAUCUACUACUGCUAUCAUCCGGUGGAGUUGAGCUUCAGCAAAACCGUUCAGUCGGCUGAUUAUCGUGACGUUUAACCUGACAAACGAAGUGUCAGUUAUUCCAAACCCAUGUUAUUUGUGCGAAGGAUAUUCACUGACACAAUUUUAAAAUUUCAGUCUCUCUUAAUAGUAACUACUGCUAACGGCAACAAUGAUCUUUAGCCACUGAGUAAUAAACCUGACGGCUAAGUGUUUGUGAGGAUGAUCAAACUAAACCAAUUACGGUUUAAGAAUUAGUUCCCCGUAACCGGUACAUAAAAUCUGCGAGCCGGUUAGUGCGAUCAACCAAUUAAAAGAUAUUACACAGUACUGUGUAGUGGUGUUGUCCAUUCUAGUAUUUUUCAUAAGAUGACUCCACGAAGGCCCAUCUAAAUCUGAAAGCAAAGCGACAAAAAAUAUCGGAGGUCCGCGUUCCAUUCCAGGAGUAAAAGUGACAGAGCAAGCGGUGUUUUUAGAACACCCGGAUGACCUGAUCACAAACAUGCAGGUGGCCAAAACAACCGUCGCGAACCUGAAGCGAUAAUUGAGAUUUCCUCACAGAAUGGGAUAAAAUUUAUCGCUCUUAGCAAUAAAUAAUGUUGUAGAAAAUUCAUUGAACUACAUUUUUUCACAGCGCGAUUGGUUUUAAUCGAUUCCCAAAUGUUAACUUGGGGUCAUCAACGAUCAACGCGCAUGUGCCUUUGGAGGUUCGCAUACCAUGGAGAUGAGAUAAUACGCAAUGGAAAGAAUGACUUUAUGGAAAUAGCAUUUGCAAGCACGGACGGUCUGUCAUAAUUCUGAGAAAAAAUCGGGAAAUUUCUGCCUUCCAAGGUUUAUUUUGAUUAUUUUUUCAAGCGUACGGAUUUUAGAUUUCACUGAAAUUUCUUUACUCUAAAUGCAUAGUUAAAGAGUCCGUAUUUCUUUCUCGUAGGGCUAGUUAAUCUGCUUGAAUUGCUGGCCAACCGAGCAACCUACUGGUGACUUGAUUAUACAACGUAAGUACGAAAAUUCUUGUCUAUAUUUAUGCUAAAACGGGACCUAAGAUUUUGGUGUAGCCGUUGGCACUAUUACGCUGUUUAGACGCGGCUAAUUGCCUUCGUUUUAGACCAACAUUCACCUCUCUGUCAAAGACUGUUUUGACUUUUGUUCACUAGACACACUUGUCUGAUCAAAAGGUUAUUGAAAUUUCUUGAAAGAAAAAAUACGAUAAAGGAGUAGCCAAUAGGUAUACAGUAAAAUAUAUAAGUGAAUUUAUAUAAUUAUAUUUGUAGUAUGAUUACAUUUAAUGCGCCCUUUCGUUAAACUAGGCUAUUGCAGGCCCUCACAUCUGUUGGAAGAGGUCUUGCUUGAAAUUACUUCCCAUUCCCCUACCACAAUUUUGAACACGUAGAAUGAUACCACAGGGUGUUUUCCUUAAUUCCUUCUCAACCCGACUUAGUUUUCUGCAUGGCUUCCCAUAUUUUCGCAGUACUUUGAAUAGACCUGUGAAGUUAAUUGGUCAGCUUAUCAUAUUUUUCGCAGUAAUUCAUCGAAGCUGGCCAAAGAGCAGUAGGCAAACGGCAAGGAGUGCCGAGGGUCUUACUACCCGCACACAGGUAUAUUAUCCAGUACAUAUAGAUAAUAUCAAUAUCCAAUUCGUAUUUUAUCAUACCGCUGGAAAGGAUUCAGAUCAGUGAUAAUUAAUAAAAUGCAACAAAAUAAGAAAGGACACUUUACGUGCUUUACGUGUUCAAUUGCGGACAACGAAGUUUGAGUGAUAAAUGGGCACUAAAUAAAGCGGUAUCCUUUAAAAAAAAGACGCCACUAAAUAUCAAUAUAAUUUAUCGAACUAUUUCAUCCUUACCCAAGAGAGGCUAUACGCGGUAUAGAGGACAAAAAAUACCUGAAAAUGUAGUUUCAACAAUAAUGGACAAAAAAGACCUCAAAAUUAGGAUGGCUUCAAUAAUGGAAAUUUGAACCGGAAUAGUACUGUUCAACACCUUUCCUUAGACGGGCAUUAUGGAUGACUUUGUUCAAAAGUUUCAGCAAAAAGGAAAUCUGUUAUGCUGAGUGGGUGCAAUUCUAACUCUAUUCUGAAAGGAAUUAUACCUAAGUAAUAAAAUAUCCAAAUAUGCCAGGAAAUGUAAAUGCCACUUUACUAAAAUUUAGUAUGUCUUUUUUUUUCAGGAAAAUAUGGCGCUCAUCCUACAGACUUUGAUAACAACUUUACUUGUCGCUUUUGGAGCGUGUACCGAGGUGAUUAACCCGGCAUAGAGUUAUCAUUUAAGUUGUAAUCAUGCAGUAAAUUAGUUAAUGUACACUGGAACUAACUAAUGCUAGUCAAGCGGCAGGUCUUUCGAAAAGCCACGAGGAAGGUAAAAAUAGAGCACCAGAAAACCUGCAGAAGACGCGCAACAAAGGACGCGAUUAACACCUAAUUAAUUCUACCGAUCGUGAUGAAGGGGCAAGAAACUGGCUUCGCCGCAGGUGUUCCCCUCCAUCCUAUCAGGACGCAAGCAUUUUUAUGAACCAGUCAGAAUUUGAAGCAGAUACAUGUAGUCAAUGUGAAACAAAAACGCAAGCCAGAACCAGUUGUUGUUUUUGCUUUCGGCUCGAUGUGUUUGAACAAGUCUCAAGGCGACCGAAAAAAAUCCAAAAACAAAAGAGUUUUGUCAAAAUGGAUUCUCCGUGUUUCACAUCGACUUCAUUACGCAUACAUCGAAGGCGAUACUAACAGGAAAAGGCAGUACGAAAAUAACUGUAAAAUCCUAAAACACAAUAACUAGCACUAACAGUUUUGUAGAAUUAAUGGAGUCUUUCGUGAUUUGUUCAUUUAGGCGAAUAAUAUGAAGGCAGUGGUUUCACUGUUUCACGGAUUUUAACUUUCCCAUAAAGCGUCCCUUAAUGAUUAGCUUUUUUAUCAGCUACAGAAUAAUACAGAAAAUUAAGUGAAAACUGAAUAACAAUGUCUCUCUUGAACUUGGUGUGUAAAUGAUCACUGGGCACUGGUCAAAAACAAUCUGAUAAUACUUCCAAUUGCUUGAAGCUUAGAAACGAUUCGGCCGCUUGCGAGCCUGUCUUUCCCUAUUUUGAGAAGAGCUACAGAGUGCUUUGGCAGGAAAAAAGGGUUUUACUUCGAAACGCUUACGACUAUUGUUUCUAUUAUCCAGCUAAGUGAUGUCCCUGACAAUGUCCAACUACAAAAGGAUUCAGAUAUCAACCUAAUGGAAGUAUUAGAGAGCCUUGCGCCGAUUCCAAGUGAGGAGGUGGUGGCAGUAAAACCCAAAGGGGAGGGUAUAGAGAGAUUCAGGCGAAGAGUAGAGCCUGCUGGUGGGACUUCCUCUCUUCCAGUUCUCCCGCAACCUCAACAGAAUAACUCCAUCUUCAGCCAAAAACAAUUAACUGAAAGUGGAACUUCGCCUUCUGGGGAUGGAGAAUGGGACAGCGGGCAUGCUGCAUCGUCGAAAACAAAAAAGGACAUCAUAGUUGGUGAAGAUACCCUCGGUUCUGGGAAUACACUGGAGGACGCAGAACAGGAACAAGAAAAACCAGUUGUAGUGAAACCCACAGAACAGGAUUUUGGGUCCACAGUCGGCAGCGCGGAAGAGAGUUCGGGAUCCCUGACAGAUGUAUCUGCUGCUGCAACGCAAAGCUUCAGGCCCGUCUCCCAACCACCCCCAGUCCCUCUUUCACAAAAUUCGGUUAACAAGGAAACUUCCACGGACCCAAAGACUGUAUCCUUUAACGCUGCAGAGCCUGAGGAAGCCAUAAAUGCCUCUAACAGAACAAUCAAUGAAAGCAAAGAGGUUGCUCCAACAGAAGACAGUAGAAAAGCAAGUUCCUCUUCUCAAGGGUUUCCCGAAGCUAGUGGAUUAGGGGGAGGAGCCCCUCCUUUAAUCUCUGCUGAUACCAACCAGCAAAAGCUAGCGUCUGAAUUAGAGGCCAGUGGUAGUGGAUUGAACGCAGACGAGCUUGCCUUUAUCGCUGGUCUUCAAAAGGCGAAGACAGAACAGAGCAGUGAGGGUCACACACAGAAGAAAGCGACGUUGCCAGGAAGUGUGGGUAACGACGAAGAUGAUGAAGGUGUUGAUGAUAAUGAUAACGAGAGCGGUGACGAAAGCGGAGAGCAAUCCAAUGCUAGUGCAAGUGGAAGUGGGGAGGACGAGGAGGACGAAGAAACAACAUCUGGCUCAGCUGAAAGUCAGGUUGAUACAUAUCAACGGAGAUCUCAGGUGAAUUCAUCUGAGCAAGAGGAAACAUCGGGGAAAGAGGAUGACGAUGACGAUGACGAUGACGAUGUCGAUGAUGAUGACGAGGAAUCAGGUUCGGGCUCGGCAGAUGACGAAGACAAUGAAGAUGAUUCAGGAGAAUCCAGUGCUGACGAGGAACAAAGGAGAGAUACGAUAAUUGACGUUGCGAGUGGCUCCGGAGUUAGCUUUAUCUCGGGGUUUAGCCAGUCAGAAAGUGAUGAUGCAUCUGCAGAUAGUUCUGGUGAGGAUGAUGAACCUCAAGAACCCAUGCCAGGUAGCAUGGGUCAAGUGAGCGACAUUGAAAAAAUUGAGAAAACACAAGCAGAGCCAGCUACUGCAACUGGUUUUACCUUCUCGUCCGGGUCUGGAACCCCUUUGCAGAGCAGCGUCGAGGAUGCAGUUGCGUCAGGCUCUGGACAUGUUCAAGGAAUUGGAAAUUCUAUUGUGCAUUCCGUUCAAGAUCAAACAAAAGCAAAGCAAACCUCAAGGUCGGGAGAGGAAGAGCUUCCAGGUAGUGUUGGCAGCAUUGCUGACCUUAGCCAACUAGAAACCGAAGCAAACGUAAAUGCAGAUGCAUCUGGCAAUUCAUUUUCUGGUUCAGGUGAAUCCGCUCAAGCAUCCACAUCAAACAGUCAAAUAGCCCCAGAGCAAUCAUUGCUAGAACAGAUCCUGCCGGAUACAUCUUCAGGAUCUGGCUUUUCAGAUGAAAAAAGAGAAAGCCUUCCUGGUAGUAUUGGAGGCAAGUUAAACUUGGACGAAUUACAAGCCUCUUCCAAGUCGCGUUCGGGAGAAGAGGCGGUGCAGAUAGUAAAGCCCACGGUCAGUGUACGACAAGAUGCUUCUGGUUCGGGAGAAGAACACGCAACAGGUGCUGACGUUUCGCUUGCAUCUGUCUUACAGUCAUCUGAUGCUUCCGGUUCAGGAAGUGAGGAACAGCAAAGCGCCUCUGGAAACACUGAAGAUUUUCAGUCAAUACAAAUACCACCCUCAGAAGACGAGACUCUGCCUGGUAGUGUUGGAGCAGUGGGCCCUAAUCUCAUGACCAUGGCCUCUCCAGAAAACAAACUGGGGUCCGGAAUGACAGACCAAUCUGGAGCAGGGUCUGGAAUUGGUUCUGGGAUGCAAGCGGACGCAAAUUUGAUGAAGUCAGCUGAGCUAACAGACAUCUCUGGAUCUGGUUCGGGACAAGACGAAGGCGUUGUAUAUGCGACAAAAAAGCAAACUGUGCAGAAGAAAAUUGCCAAACCGGUCAUGGCACUCUCUAAUAAAAACGAAACAAACGAGAAGUCUAAUGAGACAACCAUUCCUUCACAGACGAAACCGACAUCCACAGGUGAUCAAGAAGCUGAAACUAGCGGGGGAUUUGGGUUUGGACUCGAUACGUUGGCAUCAUCCACAGGAUCUGGACAGGCGGAUGAGCCGCUACCAGGUGGAUUCGGAUUUAGUGAUAGCACUGACCUUCAGUCUUUGGCCGGAUCCGGAAGCGAGGAUGCAUCAGGAACUUCAUUACUGUCCGGGACUGGGCCUCACGUCAUGGACAUUAGCGAGUCGGCAUCAGGAUCAGCAUACGAAGACCAGCUGUCUGAAUCAGGAAAUGGCGACAGUGGAAGCGGCAGAUUAUCAUUUGAAACCUUUGCGAAGAAGGACUAUGCGCCUACAGCAUCAGCAUUGGCAUCAGCAUCAGCGUCAGCAUCAUCAGCAAGUGCAGAGCACGAUAGUGGAUCUAGUUCUGGAUCUGGCUCCCAUGCACUUCCAGUUGCCAAGCACGCCUAUCUACCAACACCAAAAAGGGUCGGCACAGGCAUUUCAUCGGCCACGUUGGCUUCAUCUGCCGCUGGAGCUUCUUCUGGACAGUCAGACUCCGGAGCAAGUACCCUCCCAGGUAGCGUGGGCUUUGAAGCAUCUUUUUCCUCCUCAGGGUCUGCAAUUUUCGAUACCUCUACUUCGAUAAACGAAGGUUCAGGCUCUGGCUCAAACAACAUAGCGGAGUUUCCGGAAGAUUUUAUCGCCAAUGAAGAAAGCUCUUCCUCGGGUGCAGAGAUGAUAAACGCAGUCGAGUCCGGAGCUGGGGAGGGAUCAAGUGCGUUUUCAUCUGGUGAUGUCGGUAUAGAAGAAUCGAGCCAACGCUCACACACUGGAAAAAUAAAUCCCUUUAGCUUUACCUCAAAUUCUGGAAUACAAGCUAGUGCUACUCCUGACAAUUUUGCAAGGAUUCCCUUCAAUUUGGAAGUCGGAUCUGGUAGCAAUUAUGGCCUAGGGUCCGGCACUGGGAUAGAUUAUGGCUCUGCCUCGGAUUUCCUUUCGGGUUCGGGAGGAAGUGGCACCCUGGAGUUAACACCAGCAACUAAUCCUUCGGAAGCAAUUGUUGACCUGUUUGGCAACGCGAUAAGUAACAACGAAAAGGAGAAAGAUGGCGAGUCAAGCAGCAGUUCCUCUCUUAGCGGAGGAUCCGCUACUUCUCAUCACAAAGGGGGAAAAAGUAGGCACAGAAUUCCGAUCACUGACAAGUUUGCUGACGACAAUCAUCCUUCUGAAGACAGUGAAGAAAAAGAGCAGGUAAGCCUUUAAAGGAAAACUUUAAUGUACUAAUUACUCUUGGUAAGUAUGGAGAAACGAUUUCCAGUUUAUAUUCGAACUUGAUCUUCCAAAGCCAUUCUUAUGAGUAUCCUUGUUGUGCUACAGGUUUCAAUAAAGAGCAUCCCUGCACUGGCUAUGAUGUCAGUCACUUACCUUUCAGUUUCAGUUAGCCUAUGUUUUUUUUUUGGUGGGAGCAGAAAGCGGGGAAGGGCUGCAGAGGUGUUCCAAAAAUAUUAUCAAGAAAUUAUAUUGGCAAAUAAAUAUACGUUUUUAGGUUGAAUACGACCUUCCCAAGCCAGGAGACACAGUUGAUCAACAGCUGUUGGACCGCUUUAUGAUCAGUCAAAUCUUAGAGCAAAAUCUUACGCUAUUUUACGGCGGCCUAGCUGGACGCCCCGGAAAAACGGGUCCUGAAGGUCCCUCGGGUCCAAGUGGAGCGCGAGGUAUGACAGGAGCUCCUGGUCCUGCUGGUCCUCUUGGUGAUGUAGGAGCCCCUGGUGCCGAUGGUGAAUCCGGUCCGAUUGGUCCCCCUGGACUCCCUGGUAUGCCUGGUGCUAAAGGAGAACAAGGCGCACCCGGUCUCAUGGGAUUAGCUGGUGAACCUGGAGCACCAGGUCUUCCAGGACCAUUGGGUGAUGAAGGACCUUCUGGUCCGGAAGCUGUAAUGCCAGUAAGUAGUUGAGUACUUAUCCUUGUGCUCGAUGGUGAUAAUCAUUUCGAGAAUUUUUUUUUUAAUUUUCCAUGUGUAAACAGUCUCAGCUUUGUAUACAGGUAACUCUCUCUAAAGAGGAAACAGAAAGAAUUUAAGAACUGUAUCGACCAGGUUUAUAAGUUUCAGUUUUAGAAAUGUGUCCGUUAGAAGAGAGUUAGCUGUAGCUUAUUUCGUCAAAAGAAUUGUUGAAAGAGGAUUUAAAGAGUCAAAGUGUACUACACUGUAUCUUUCGUUGACGUUUACACCAUGUAUAAGCAUAAAUUACCCUUGUAUAAUGUUACAGAAGUUUAAAUUGUCUAACCUUUCUUUUCAGUGAACAUUUGGCUUCUUACAGUUGAAAUGUUUCUUUUUUUUACAAUUUUGUCAGAACUGCUCGUAUAUUUGCGAAGGAGAGAAGACGUGGCUCCAAUGCAAACAGUAUGAAACCAUCAAAGUAAACCGCGCUUUCUGGGGACGAGAAGAAAACGAGUUCUGCCCUGAAGCUCCUGUAGGCCUCGUUACAGACAAACCAUGUGAGACCGACCCAGAAAAUACAUUUAAGAAGGUCGAAAGCCAAUGCCGACAUAACCAGGCAUGCGAAGUGGUUGCUUCUAAUACGUUUUUCGACGAUCCAACGUGCAAGAACACGUUCAAAUAUCUGAAGCUCUGUUACGAAUGUAUCCCUGACGAGGUUCAUGCGACUGAUGUAUUGCUCGAUCAGGGAAAAAGGCGAAAGAGAGGGACUCGUCUAGAGGAUUUGCUUAGAAGACGUAGAGAAAAAUCCAAACAAAAACUUUUGAAUGAACUGUGGGAACAUCCGUUCCACGCGACAGUUGCGUGAACAGAUGCUUUAAUAAUUAGGACAUAAUCAUAAUUAAGAUUUCUGUAAAUAUUCACCCUUUUUCGCAAGGUGCGAGUUGGUCUUAUGAGGGAGAAAAGCAAUCCUGCUAGACUCGCAAUUACGUUACUUAUUAGGGAUUGAUAAUAGGAAUCUCUCGAGUUUCAGGGCAAUAAAUCAAAUACCACGCAAGGAAAAUUUUUGAUUUUUAUCGAUAUAUCAACUGAAGUUGUGUUUCAGGCCUCAGAGACUAUAAUUCGACAACGGCAUAGAAGUUUUGACCAACGUUGAGCGGCGACCUUCCUGCUCGAUCUAGCGACGGGCAGAAUGCUUAACAUUUUUGCCGAAAAAAUCCAAGAAUUUCGCAGUUUUCUGACGUGCACGUUGAAGGUGAAAAAUAGUAUAUGGUUCAUAUAUUUAUUCGUAUAGUCGUGGUAGACUAGUGUUAAAUUAAUGGAACGACUCAGCUCUGGCCGUAAUUGUUCAAAAGUUGGAUGGCAAUAUCCACUGGAUAAAACACUAUCCAGUGGAUAAGUAUAAAGAAAACUAAUUGCGUUUUCUGUUGGAUAGGGAUUUAUCCAGUGGUUGGCGUUAUUCACCUUUUCAACAACUGGGCCCUGACGAUUAGGCUGAUGUUCGUAUGUCGCCCAUAUAAACGAUUAGUUUCAUUGAAACAACAACUUUUGCUCACAUUUUCGCUUGCACAAACGGAAUAUGGGCACCGAAAUGGAACAAGAAUCCUUCCAUAGAGAUGUAACAUUACUCCUAAUUGCUUCACUCUACAGAAAGAAUUACUACCGACGGUCAUUUGGGUCCCCUUUGGCUUAACUGUUCCUUUAACACAGAGUAUAUUAGAGCAUGAAGUAGGGCUCUCUCCAGUUCGAUAUAAUGACGCAGAGAAGGCCCUGUGGGCUAAGUUUUAGCGGGUCUGUGGGACCAAGUUAAACUCGUGUACAUUCUUAUGUAACAGAGCUAUGUGUUGAAUGCAGCGGCAAAGAAAUCCGCCGCUAGGAAAACAGGUGACAUUUGUAUUAGAAAAUACGAGAAAUAAAAAGGAAUUUUUCCCGACAGAAUCUCCUACAGGGAACUCAUCAACGAUUUCUUUGCAGGAAAACAUAAUAGAAAAAACAACUCGUGUGUAUAAUACGGUGAUUAUUUUGUAUUUAAGACCAAGAUAGUCAGAGAG
Molecule: messenger RNA, 36236 nt
Organism: Porites lobata
Lineage: Eukaryota; Metazoa; Cnidaria; Anthozoa; Scleractinia; Poritidae
Source: the annotation of a GenBank genome assembly